Molecule: messenger RNA, 2945 nt
Organism: Amphibalanus amphitrite
Lineage: Eukaryota; Metazoa; Arthropoda; Thecostraca; Balanomorpha; Balanidae
Product: protein trapped in endoderm-1-like
Exons: 8
Coding region: 396-1529 (377 amino acids)
Biological process (GO): G protein-coupled receptor signaling pathway
Cellular component (GO): membrane
Molecular function (GO): G protein-coupled receptor activity
Source: RefSeq, a predicted model, not a curated record
GCCGGCACUUACAGAAUACAGCGUCUAUGAGCGUUGGUCAGGGGUGCAAGUAUGAGAGCUCACUACUCGAGUGUCCGCCCCCUGGCGGCAGACGUGCCAACCGGCCGGGGCCGACCGUCCGCGCGCCGUCCGCUACUCCGCCCGGUCGCCCGCUCAGCCGCAGUCAGUGGGUCGCGCUCGCGCUGAGUGGGGUGUCGUCGCAGCUCCGCCGCUCUUCCGCACCGCGCUCCGUUCCGUCUCGUCUCGUCUCGGCUCGGCGCGGCAGGACCCGUGCAGGCGAGUCACUCCCGGUUGCCACGGGACAAAGGUGACGCAGCAGCGGCAGUCGCGGCGCGGCGGGGACAAAGGCAGCGCGCGUUCGUCACGCGAACAGUCACCAGCGUGACGUAGAAGUCAUGGCGGACGUGGAGGACGUUGGCCCAGAGCUGGUGAUGGACGUGGCGAACGCGACGGAGGCGGAGGACCGCAUCAUCCACUACCCCCGCGGCGCCACCAUCUUCGCCGCAGUGGCCUGCAUCAUCUUCAUCGUUGUCGGCAUUGCCGGCAACUUGAUCACCAUCAUCGCGCUGUCUCGCUCCAUCAAACUGCGGGUUCACGCCACCACUGCGUUCGUAGUGAGCCUGUGUCUCUCGGACCUGCUGUUCUGCUCCAUAAACCUACCGCUCACAGCCUCCAGGUACAUAACAGAGAGCUGGAUGCUGGGGGAGACAGCGUGUCGCAUCUUCCCCUUCUUCUUCUACGGAAAUGUUGCGGCGUCGCUCUUCAACAUGGUCGCCAUCACGCUCAACCGAUACAUCCUCAUCGGCCAUAACCAGCUGUACAACAAGAUCUACCGCUUCCCCUGCAUCGUUGCCAUGGUCCUGGCCGUGUGGAUCUUCAGCUUCGCCAUGAUGAUGCCUCCGCUGCUGGAGGUCUGGGGCAGGCUGGGACUCAACGAGCGCACCUUCUCCUGUACCAUUCUCAAGAAGGACGGCAAGUCGCCCAAGAAGAUGUUGUUCGCCAUCGGUAUUCUCAUCCCGUGUGUCAUCAUCAUCACUUGCUACACUCUCAUCUUCAUCAAGGUCCGACGCAGCCGGCGUGCUAUCCGAGGACACAGUAUGCACGGAACCAGAGGUUCGGCCAACAUCACCGUACAGCAUGGACAGCAGAAAGAUGCCGCGGCCAGGAAGGAGGACCUGCGCAUCACCAAGAUGAUGGCCACCAUCUUCUUCGCCUUCCUGGCCUGCUUCUUCCCGCUGAUGCUGGUCAACGUGUUUGACGACGAUGAUGUUCGCUACCCGACUCUACACGUCAUCGCCUCAGUGCUGGCCUGGAUGUCAUCUGUCAUCAACCCCUUCAUCUACGCCUUCUCAAACCGUAACUACCGCAAGGCCUACCGACAGCUGCUCUGCGGCAAACGACGUCCUUCUAGCACGCACAGCGCCGCCUCGCGCUCGGCCAGUUCGAGAACCUUCUUCACAGACGUGUUCCAGUUCAAUGCCAAGGCUGAGAGCCUCGUACAGAAGAACGGCAGGCGUCAAGACAAGUAAGCAGCGGAUAUGGAGGAUGAAGUGGAAGUGAAGAGGAGAGACGGGGAGAUGAGGAAGAGUGGAGAGAGGGAGGGAGGAGGGGAGAGGUGAGGAGCAAGCACCAGCCGCCGACGCCCGGUAGGUACAAAGUGCGCGUGGCCGCUCUGCCGUCUCUGCCGGCGUCAGACUGUGGCGGAAAACCAGUGGCGAUGCGGCGUGAGAGAGUGAGAAAACUGUGAGCGAGUGAGAGGACUGUGAGCGAGUAAGAGAGUGUGCUGUGCGCGGAUUUUGGAGGUGGCAACGCUGGAGUCGAGGGCGAAACGGAUGGACGUGGAAGCUCAGCAGGCUGUCGCGCGGAUUAUCGGUGAAUUUGUGAGGAAAUGUGAGUACAUAUGGUGAGAAUGUGCUUGUAAAGUGCAUAUGUUUGUGGUGUGUGAUGACUGUACAGUUUUCGGUAUAAAGUGUGACACAUUCGGUCGAUCCAUGCUGACGCUGCCAAUAGUUUUACACCGUGGCGACUUAUAGGUUUGUAUGCGUUGGAAUAUGGAGAUCUCGCCACUUUGGAGUUUCACGUCUUCCCACUCACUAGUUUGCAUGAGCAUGCUGUGUAUGGCGCGGAAGAGAUAAAGCUGCUAGAUGUUGCCUCUAAUUAUGUUUUUAAGCAUUAAGUGUUAUUUGCACUAUCAACUUUGUAUGCCAUGGCACAUGGAGACCACCAGCACAUGUUGGCAAGCGUUAUUGCCCCACGCAUCUCAUGUUUGUGGUAAUAUGGCGACAAGAGUGAGGUUUAGCAUGCCAUUAGCUGAGCCUAUUUUUAGUGAUAGUUUACGGUUAUAGUAGUCUCUGCUAUAGGUUUAGGGGGAGCAUGUCUAAUGCUUUAUUUAUUUUUAUUUUUGGCCUUUUUUCCGUUACCGGUAGGUUUGUAACUACUGAAAGUAUUUUAAAUUUGCAGACAUCAGAGUUGCAUAUUUUUGCCAAUUUUUGAUACGGUUCGAGCUUUUAUGUGCCUAUCGGCUUUCGUCCUUUUCUGAUUUAUUAAGAUUGUUUUUACAUUGAAAUGUCAUUGAUGACAAACGGGUGUUAACAGCGUUUCUUCGAUGGAUGUAACUCGUUGGAAAAUGGCGUUUUUUCGGUCCCCGCUCACCGUCUGUUCCCAACUGUAUUAUUUGUUGUUGAAAAGAGUGUCUUGUUUUAAUGUGAAGCUGCACAACGUCUAACAACCAAUGUAUUUGUGACGAUUUUAGAGUUCCCGCAAUGCGUUCCUCGCCAUAUUUUGAAGCUGCUGUGCCCUGCUGCUGGUCGGUGCAUUGAUUUGAAUAGAAUGUCGUAAAUUGGACUAGUAUUGUAGGUAUGUUGGAUGGUUCUGGAGAUAACCGCGAGGUUCAGUCUGUGUUUUGGCUGUCCGCAAGUGGCUUGCUUAAUAAACGGAAAACGUUU